AGGAGACAAGACUAGGCUUUGGGGAAGAAUUAAUCUUAGUAGAUUGUGAUGAAUGGGUGGAGUGUGAAAGCUCUCUCAGUCCUGUGGCAGUGUCAGGUUUAGGGGAAUGCUGUGAGGAGGAAGUAACUCCCAGAUCCCUGUGAUUGGUGGUAAUAACACAGUCCUUCCUGUUAGCUGAUUUACACCACGCCGUCCCUGCUCUGCUACUCCCCCCUCUCAGCUCAGUCGUUCUCAAGCUCUCAGGCUGGCUAGACUAAACUUGGCUAGACCUGCAAGCCAGUAAGAAAGUAUCACUGGAGCUCUCUCUCUCUGAGCUCUGCCAGAUAAGUUGCUGUAGUCACUAUUUGGCAUCUUUGAGGAGGAACAUUUGCUCUCAUUUCAUCGCCUACACCAGCAAGAGCCAACAUUGUGAUUGAUCAAUGUUUUGUUAUUGACUUCAUUAGAGUUUGAUGUCACUAGGCCCCAUUGACUGAUCGUGGAUGUCAUCCAAAUUAUUGUGAUCGAUUCAACGUGUCCGGGUACUAUAUCAUUCCCACUCCCUGUCUCAUAUCAGUUAAUUAUUCAGAGGAAGUUUGUUCGAGUUCUUUCCUCAAAAGUCAAAGUAUCUUUUCAUCAGAACUCUUGCUUAUUAUGAUGUCACUUUGUGAACGGAUCUAGCCCUUUCUAUCGGAUCAUAUAUACAGCGUGGUUGGUUUUUCCUUCCUGACUGGUAGAUUUCCUGGAACGCUGGGACUCAUACCACCACCUCCACUACAUCGAGAACUAGUACCGGUAUAACUUUCCCUUCUUGGACGAUACACUUCCAGUUUGGAGUUCAAGAGCGUUUAGAUCGCCCAGCUUUGCAAAGAGUGGAAAUAAACAAUCAGCGAACUGACAACUUCAUUCUUGGUAUUGCGAUCAUUCAGUUUAAGUUGGGUUUAUUUUUUUGGACACUGGCUUUGAUUGUCUGACCGUUUGAUGCUAAUGGUCAAUCAGAGUUUGGAUUCCUGCUGUCUUGGUGCUUCUAGCCCAGUUGAAUAGAACAGCUUGGGGUGUUGGUCCUGCUGCGCUAGUUGAUGGAUGGAAAGUGGUGGACUAGCUCUCAAGCCAUUUGGAGAAGCAAUUACAACUUCUUGGUCAAUUUUGGAAUACAAUUUGACCUUCUGUGGACUUUACUCAGCGAGACAGCGGGGCGAAGUGAAGGAAUUUGUUUACUCCUAGGGUGAUAGUUUUGAUGAAUAUCAUUCCUGGACGAAAAUUUGGUGUUGAGUUGGAGAAUAACGAAUGCUUUGUUUCCUAAUCUCAUCUGGAUUGUGCAUUGCAUUGUGCAAUUGAUGAAGGCAAUCAUCGCUUGGUAAUUGUUUUGAAAACUUGUGCUCAUAAUUUAUUGAUGAUUGUCACUGGGGUCGUGAGUAAGCGUGUAUUGAUCUAUUCAGCAGUCAGUUUUCCGCUCUGCAGUUAUCAUCACCUUAUUGUUUAAACGGAUGCAGAGAUUCAUCGGUAUGACUAUCAGGUCCCCAAAGCUAACCUCGUCAUUCAUCUCUGCAUAACUUCAAUGCAUCUUGGUAUGACAGCUUGUCCCGUCAUCUUUUCCUAAGCUUGACCCCACUUUCUCUUUGAUGUCCAGCAAAGCAUCUUAAUCACUGUCUGCGAUCAUUCCGAACGAUAAACUAAGACUCAUUGUCAGCAAACCCCAGUGGCUUAAUCCAUGCACCAACACAAGUCUCGGCUCCAUAAUAUCCAUAAAUAUUUGAUCUGAAGAUCAUCCCGGGAAGGUUCCGGGGGCCUCCGGUGAGGAAUAAGGAAAACAUUUUCCCAACACAUCUGUGUUUGCCAUCCAAUCUUGACUGACUCAGUCCCAUUACCGAACCUCAUUUACUUGCCGUGAUUGCGACGUCCCAACCCUCCUGAGCGAUCCUUUUACCAGAUACGUCCUAGUGGAGGGACUACUUCAAUAAAGUAGCAAAACACUCUCUCUCUAUCUCUUUUCCUCAUUCCCUUAUUUGGCUUGAUGAUCUAGCCCCCUCCCUUCGCUCCACCAAUUUUGAUAUUAUACCUCUACGCCUGCUGAUCUUGACAUGGAUUAUCGUAACGCUCUCUGAUUUGGGGAGGAGGCUGUUGAGAUUCAAACAAGACGCAAAGCAGGAGAAAUUUUGUCUGGAGGAACUAAGCCGAGGAUAUUUUUAGCAUUGGUCCUUGCCUUCUCGUGUCGAGAAACACAUGCACCCAUUUGGAUUAUUUCUGAUCGGUUUGUGAGAAUUAUCUUGUCAAAAUGCCGCCUGUAAUCGCUGCUAUUCCUGGACGUAGAUUCUCCUUGCGUAGAAGGAGGAGAGAGAUGGAGGGGCAGUUAUACUGCGAGGAACACACACCAAAGGAAAAGCCUCCGGUGAAUGGAGGCGUCGCUGUCAAGAAAAAUGACGAUGAAUUAGACUUCUUUGCGUUCCUAGAAAAGAUACAGAGUGAUAGAUUAGACGAACAGAGAUGUUCACUACCCGUGGUUCUCCAACCAUCUUUCAGCUCACCCUCACCAAAGCCAAAGGUCAAAGCAAAAAAGUCCAAUACAGACAAAAUCAAAGAGUUACUCAAGAGAGAGGGCCCCUACCCGUCCAUCGUCCAGCCCAUCGACCGGGGAUACUGGCUCGAUGGAACGAUCACCCUCAACGCAGAGGACACGAGAUCGGAGAAGGAUGUCGACACCAGUCUCGACGAGGAAGCCUGCAGUAUGGUCACGUCAUCGUCGCUCAACGGAAGUUUGUCGGCAGCCGGGGAUAUCUCGCCUUCACCGUCGUGUUCGUCCAUUCCGUUCCCGCUGCAACUGGAGUUUGACGACAGCAAUCAGAUGUACAGGAGAUAUUUCCUUGGAAAGGAGCACUUCAACUACUUUGCCCAAGAUGAAAACCUUGGUCCGUUGAUUCUGUCAGUGAAGCAUGAGACGAUAGGAGGGGAAGAUGCUUUAAGAGUGGUGCUCAGAUCUAAAGCCGGUACUAUCCACGAUGUCCUAGCCGUCUCAACGCUUGGAGACUCACCCAUUCCGGCCAGAAUCGCAAAGACACUGUGUGACCGUAUUACUACAGAAAGAUAUCAACCAGUACUUUUUCCAAAGGGUUCAGAGCUGAUUGUGAGCUACGAUGAACACUCCUUCGUCAAUAAGUUCAAGUUUGGGGUCGUCUACCAGUGCGUCAGCCAAUCAACAGAAGAGGAGAUGUUUGGUAACAGGAACUCAAGCCCCGCCCUUGAUGAAUUCCUAGAGAUGCUAGGAGAGAAGGUGGAGCUCAAAAAUUUCUCAGGUUUUCGAGGAGGUCUAGAUGUAAAUCAUGGCCAAACCGGCACGCAUUCCAUUUAUUGCAAGUACCACAAUAAUGAAAUCAUGUUCCAUGUCUCCACCAUGCUUCCGUACACAGAAGGAGACGCACAACAGCUUCAGAGGAAGAGACACAUCGGAAACGACAUCGUAGCUAUCAUCUUCCAGGAAGAGAACACACCGUUCAUACCUGAUACGAUCGCAUCCAACUUCCUACAUGCAUACAUCGUGGUACAAGCCAUCCAGGCCAACUCGGUGGAGACAAAGUAUAAGGUGACGAUAACAGCAAGGAACAACGUUCCACCGUUUGGGCCCAGCUUGCCAGCCCCUUCGAUCUACAAGAAAGGCUCUGAAUUGAAAGAGUUCCUGCUGUGCAAGCUACUCAAUGCUGAACACGCGUGCUACAAGGCUCAGAAGUUUGCCAGUAUCCAGGCAAGAACAAGAAGUGCUUUACUAGAUCAUCUCUACCAUGAUCUCAUGUCAAAGAAUGAAGACAUCUUCUGUGCUGUGGCAGGAGAUGACAUCAUCUCACCUCUGCAAUCCAGUCAGGGUAAGGGUGACUACUCACCGGGCGGGAACCGAACGCUUCUCAAGAGCUUCAAGAACGCCUUCAGAGGGCGCACAACAUCGCUAGAGAGCACGGGCUCGGGCUCGUCGGGCACGCUACCCAAGAACGUCAACGGCAACACGCUGUUUGUAGGCACGGAGGGGUUGCCAAGGGCGAGUACGGACCAGGUGGAUAGCACGAGCCCAGCUACGAAGCAGAGGUCGAACAGCAGGUCAUCCCAAAGAUCGGUCUCGAGCUUUGGAAGUGCAGACAAGAAAGAACCAAAGAAGAAGAGGGACAGCGUCCUGAGUCGAUCAUCACACUCAUCAGAGAGUAUCAACGGCAGCCAAGAGUCCCACAAGUCUUCCUCAAACUCCCUCAACAGUUCACCUGAUAUCAACGCAUCCUCACAACAACAAAGGAUAUACACCAGAGUAUCACCAAGUAACUCUUUGGAUAGCUUCAACAGUGAUGAAGAUGCCCAGCUCCACCAUCAUGACCCACAUGAUCACCAGGAUGAUUCAGAUACAGGAACGGGGAGUAUGUCAUCUAGUAACAAGCCCAGCCCUAUGAAUCCCUGUAUUUGCCCUGAAGGGAAAUGCUCAGCUGCAGCCGAGAUUGAAGCGAACCUCGGUCAGCAGCUAGAAGCCAUGAGAGAAGAGAUUAUGAGAUUGUCAAUGGAGAAGAAAGAACUUUUACAACAAAAUGUGGGUUGGCAACAGGACUUGAAGAAGCUGAAGGAGCGAGAGCUGAAGCAUAUGGCCGACCUGACGGUGGCAAACAAAGAGCUUCACAGAAUGAAAGAUCACCAUCGCAAGGUAGAGGACAGACUCCAGAAGUCCCUUUCAACGGACGCAUCCAAUUGCUGAGGAACAGGUUCUUCAGCUUAACCCUUUGCUUACAGAAACCUGGUGGUCCCUGUGUUAAGCCUAUGGGACUUAUACGAUUCAGUAGUCAACAGGUUAAGGACCAUUGCAGAAGAGCAGUAUCCUCAAAGCUCAAAGACAUAUUUCUUGAUCCUGAUGCGUCUCUGAAGAUGUGACAUCGGCAGCAUUGGGCAGUGGAAAAUCUUGAAGAUUUGAACAUUUGCAAUUGGAAAUGCAUCACAGACAAGAGUCCAUUGGGGAUCGAUGUGCAAGAAAAUCAUGCUGUCAUCCAAAAAGAUCACAGUUGGUGAGAGACAAGAAAGCGAUGACAGUUUGAAAGGUUUUUCAACGGUUAUGGAACCACUUCCGAUGCGUAGAUAACAGUUUUACAGCAGAUACCUUGUUUCUACAAAUAUCAAAGUUUGUUGGUGUGUAAUUGGCCACCCGUCGGGAUGCACUGACCUGACGUAGAGAGGGUGCAUAUUGAACAAAUAAGUGGCCAAAGUUGAUAAAAUUGAUUACCAUGAAGCCGGCUGGAAGCUUGGAUUGGAGUCUGCCUUGAAUGAGCAUGCCUUGAGGAACACGACUGAGAAGAUGAUGAAAAAGAACAAUUGACCUUUCGACUUGGUCUGUGUUAUUGAAGAAUUGUAAUAUGUUGUGGAAUCCAGAAGAGUGAAUUGAUGUUUUGCUGUGUGAUUUCAAUACAAGUGAAGGAUACAUUAAUGAUUUUUAGUCCUUGAAGAUAAUUUAUUGAAAUAAUGAUGAUUUGGGUGAUUGUAUGAAAUUUGUUACUUUUAUGGGUAAGCAAAUUACCUUGCUUGUUGAAGAACAGAUAUUCUCUUGCCAUAUUAAGUAAGUAGUUAUUGUAUGCCAUAUCGAUGGUAGCCAUCAAAACAUCACAAGGAAUCUAAAUUAUUGUGAUACAAAGUGCUACGGAGCGUGCGUCUGAAUAAUGGAUGGCUUCGUGGGUUUAUUUGUGAUAUGAUGUUGUACCAAAGAAUCUGACCACCUACCUGAGCUCAUCAAGUUUCUUUUCUUAGCUUCCUUUAGACAAGAUACAGCCCCGAGCUGCCCCGAAGAGGAAAAGGUGCGGCAGACUCCAAUUGGAUAAUUGUGGUGCGCAUCAGAGAUCGGUAUAGCACAGAUUUCAGCGUACCGGUAUGCAUAGGAGCUUAAGUUGUGCGCAGCUCUGUUCCUCCCACCAUUCGGCCAUUUAUUACUGGUACAUGUCAAAUGAUUUCAGAUUGCUGCAGCAGUUCUAGGGAAGGUGCUUUACUGCGUUACGUUUGAACGAUGCUUCACUGUUUAUUAGAUUAGGUAUUCUAAAUCUUCAAAACAAGCCAAGUCUGGUCAUGAAUGCUAUUCAGAUCUAGGAGCUGGACCAAGUACCAAAAAGUGGCACAGACGGUGCUAUUUUUGUCUUGUAACAUCAUAGUAGACGACUCCUUUGUGUGUCUAAUCAGUGUUCAGUUGGCCAUAUGACAGCAAAAUAUUCUAAACGUCAGAAUGAUUUUGUUUUGGUAUCAAUUCGGAUGCAUUCCUGUGCAUAUAACUUGCUGUGGGUUUCCAAACCCAUAUCUUUGUCUUAUCAUUUUUCAUCUUAUCUGUGGAUUGAUUUCAAAUUUCAAGCUAUCCAAGGUAUUUGGAAUACCAUCCAAAGUCCCGCUAUGAUCAAGUGUGUGAAUAAACUUUGAUAUCAAGAUAAUGGGUCUCUCUUUACACCAAGGUAUCUAGGGCUUAAUGAUUAAGGAAACAAUUGUGCUUGAGGUACUCUCAUGUACAGUCGAACCUGCUUUAGUGACCACCUGUCUACAAAGACCACAUUUUUUGUUUCCCUUGAAAAUGGUUUCUCAUUGAAACAUGUAAAAGGAACAUGUCUACAAAGGCCAUACAUUCUGUUACAAACAUAAUCCCUUGUAUAACGGUUUAUGAUAUGAUUGCAUCUUUAUAUAAACUAUACAUGUAUAUCUAAGUAAUCUGAUUUAGAAAAAAAAGUAAGUCUUAUUCCUAAUUCCUUCAUUACAUUGUAAAGCACUUAGAAAUGCUAUUAAACACUAUACAAAUUCUUUUGAGACUUUCCUAUUCAUAUUAAACUAUACAUGAAUGGAUUUAGGAGAAUGAUGAUCUUUCAUCUUAUCAUUAAAAAAAAACUUUCAAUUUUCAAUGCUUUCUCGAAAUUGCAGGGAAGAUUUUUUAACUUGGCGGGAAAAGUGAGAAACAAUCAAGAAAUGUUGAAUGUAUGACCAGUACAUACCUUGUGUGAAUUAUUUUUAUAGAAAGAUGAGAAGAAAAUUGAAACAAGCAUUGAUUGAUCGGAGAAAUUUCAGCCUUGGUCUCUAACUCCUUCUGCUUGUACAAUUUGAGAUAAUAAAGGUCUAUGUACAGAAUUGAUUAGAUUGUAAAUACAAUGAAAAUAUGUAAAGAAUAUUGUGAUAACUAAAUGCCAUAGGGUUCUUAUGUGGUAUAUGUACAAUUUCCAUGUUUUGUCUGGUUUUUGGUAUCUUGUUGAUUUGAGAUACGUUUUAAUACAUCAAGAAUGUUUAGUCAUAUUCUGUAAGAUAAAAAAAAGUUUCAGUUGGUUGUAAUAUGCAAUGUAAUAUAGGACAUCUUCUGACGGUAUAUAUAUUUAUCAUUAUCCUUGCCCUAUAUUAUUUUGUUUCAUUGUUUUUGUAAGUAUCUUAACCUUAUUUUGUUUUGUCAUCGAGACAGUGACUAGAGUGAGAAGUUUCAAUCAGGGAUUUAAAAUGGGAUAUUUUUCUCUCUCUCUCGCUUUCGAUUUUUAAUUGAAUGCAUGUGUAGAUAACUAUUUCUCCUAAUAUUCUCCACCAAGGCCAUUAUUUAUUAGAUGAUAUUUAUUGGUGACAUGUUUUUCAUUCAGUUAUAUAAGGAUGAGAAUACUAGAUGAGGAGAUGAAAAACAGUGAGUGGGGGAAAUCAUUCUUUUUGUAAUGUCGGGCAAGUCCCAGACAUUUUUAAUUAUUUAUUAUUGAAUGAGUGCAAUUGUUUCUUUAAAGAAUAGAGGGUUUUGAAUGAUUUUUGUUUUCCUUUGUACAGACAAUUUGUUUGCAAUAACUAUUAUUCAAUCUUUAUCAACCAAAAUUGCCACCCUUUUUUAUUUGCUAAAAAAUAAUGUUCAGAUAAGAACGGCAGUGAAAUGUUAUUUAUGUAAUUUUUUCCCUCAUAUAUAUUAAUUUGACCAAUAACCCUUCUAUUUCAACAAUGAUUAGACAAAGUUGGUCAUCUUGAAUGAGAAAAAAGAUAUCCAUUCUGUAUUAAUAAAGUUCAUUACAAUUAUCGUUGAACUUGCUUAACAGUUUCAUCUGUGAUACCUAUUUAUAGAAACAAAUAUCUGUUUACAAGAAUCAUUUGAUCUAAAUAAUGAUUUUCAUGUUGUAUGUCAUGACUAAAUAUCAAUACUUUAACACAAUUUUGAAGUAUUGUUGAUCUCUCCCCCUUAUGUUGUGUAAAUGUCUACUCUCAAAAAGUUACAAUCCAUAACCUACCAUCAACAAAAAAGCAAACAAAUGUGGUCAAUAACUAAACAAUAAUAUUCCAAAUCAUAACUUUGUUAUUUGUACAAGUAUGUGAGGACUGAUUAUUUCGGCAUCUUUUGAUUUGUUGUGUAAUUUUGUAAUCUAAAUAACUUACAAUCAACAACAAAAAAUGUAAAAGAAAGUGAUAAGUAACCUUGUAAUUCCAGAGACAUUAUUCUCUUUUUCUACCUUACCGGUGAUUACCAUUUAGAAGUAGAUGACUACUUAACCAUUCAAAAUGGGUGAGUUUAUUUUGUUUCAAAAUACCUUUUCACCAUUUUGACUUGUUUCAUUUUUAAAGUAACUUUUAAGUUUCAUAAACUUAAUCUGCUUGAGGAAAAUAUAAAUGUAGUUUUAUAGAAUCAUUUCAUAUGUCGGUAGAUACAUCUUGCGUAUCGAUUGUGAUGGUUGCUUACUUCCAUCAUAAUUAGAUGUAAGGGAUGGUAUUCAAAGCCCUCCUAGUACUGUGUUAUCAGAAAGCUCUAUCAUUAGCCUACAAAAAGUACAAAAGCUUUGGGGAUUUACGAAAGGAAGAUUAUAUGACAAGUGAUCCAAGUUUCCUGCAAUUAUGGGAUUUGAAUGGCUCAGCUCUUAUUCUAUGUAGGAAAACCAUGGUUACACCUUCUAGAACCCAACACCAGACCAACAAUAGACCAUAUAAAAAAUUACAUGUAAUGAAUAGCCAAGAUGUUGUCGGCUUGGAGUCGGUUUAGGAUCGGUUUGGUGUUGUUUUUUUUUGGUAAAGCUGUAAGAGAAACGUUAGUUCUCUUCUCACCCUCUAACAAACCAUCAAUCCCUCAUUCUGGUGUAAUAAUGUUUUUCACAAUCUUCCAUUCCAGCAAACUGAUUUGUCAACGCUAACUAUUCUCAACAAUUUUCAGUCUUUUUACUUUUUCAUGACAUUAUUUAAAUUUUCAUAAACUGAAAAAUGCUACACUCUUCUUAUCCAUCUUGAUGCUUAUGCUUUGAAACUCCGACUGUAAUAUUAACUUCUAGAACGUAGCUCAGAUGAAGUCAGACUUGCAGUGUUUUUUAAUAUUUUAGUUUUGUUCACAUAACGGUGCCUAGAUGAAGGCUGAAAUUAGUUUUUAUUUCUAAAGCACCUUUUUUGUCCUAGAAAUACAAUGUCCAUUUUGACUUUUUGAAAGUUCAAGAUUUCAUAGUUUUGUUAUUAUUUUCUCAAGUAAAUUUGGAAAUAAAAUAUAUGUCAUAUGCGCAAUA
Molecule: messenger RNA, 9446 nt
Organism: Strongylocentrotus purpuratus (purple sea urchin)
Lineage: Eukaryota; Metazoa; Echinodermata; Echinoidea; Camarodonta; Strongylocentrotidae
Product: rap1 GTPase-activating protein 1
Exons: 19
Coding region: 2252-4696 (814 amino acids)
Biological process (GO): activation of GTPase activity; regulation of small GTPase mediated signal transduction
Cellular component (GO): cytoplasm
Molecular function (GO): GTPase activator activity
Source: RefSeq, a predicted model, not a curated record